Messenger RNA from Schistosoma turkestanicum, 1971 nucleotides. The record is from the annotation of a GenBank genome assembly. NCBI's taxonomy places the organism in Eukaryota, Metazoa, Platyhelminthes, Trematoda, Strigeidida, Schistosomatidae.
AUGUUCAAUAAUCCUAAUGAAUUUUCUGCGAAAAAUAAUGUCAACUAUUUAUUAUUUAUGAAUAAAUUGAAAUCUAUUUGGCCUACACCAUUAAUUGUACCGCCUCCAUGGGUACUUUUACGUUUAUUUCAAGAAAGAUCGGACAAUUUGAAUAUAUUAUCUAAUAAUCAUAAACUCAAUGAAGAAAAUCAUACAUUUUCUUCGAUUAACGCAGUGAAAAUUAAUGAUAAUCAACUAACUGGAUUCAAUAAAUCUUCAUCGUUUCCUCCAAAUGUUCAUAAUUCUACGUGUAGUAGUAAUAGUAUUAGUAAUACUGUUAAACUUGUGAACAAUAACCCAAAGAUAUCUAAAGAAACCACUAACAAAACUGAUAAUAAUAUUGAACGUGAACGUAGUUACAGUUGCCCACAAUGUGCAAAAUGUUUCACAUCAAAUUCUGGAUUAAAACAACAUAUGCAUAUACAUGCUUCGUUUAAACCAUUCACUUGUCAGGUAUGUCAUAAAGCUUAUACACAAUUUAGUAAUUUAUGCCGACAUAAACGUUUGCAUAAAUGUUGUCGACAAAAAUCAAAUUGUUUAUCAUGUGGACAUCAAUUUGCAAAUAGUUAUUCAUUAUUAAAACAUCAAAUUUUAACUUCAUGUCAUAAUAAUGUUACUUUAAACAACACUAUUCCUACUGAAAAGAGUGUUAUUUUGGAUAAAAAGUCCAACUCAUCGAAUUGUCACAGUUCAUAUCAUCAUAAAAAAUCAAUAUCUUAUCAUACAAAACAUUUAACAGAAUUAAAACGUAAUGAAUAUGAUAAGAAAUGUAAAAGCAGUGAUUUAAAUUCAUUUCAUUUAAACAAUCAUUCAUUAAAAACUAAUAUUCCUAAUGAUGAUUUAGGGUCACAAAUGCAUAAAAUUGAUACAUUUUCUAAAGAUAAUGAGAAAUUGCAACAAAUUAAAAAAUCCACAAAAAAUUAUCAUCAUUUAAAAGAUUCAUCAUUCACAUUGAAACAUGUGAAUACUGUUGAUGGCAUCAGGAAAUCAAUGAAUUUGAAUGAAACACUUUCAAGAAGAAGUGAUAUGAUUGAGAACGAUAGAAGUGAUUGCAUAAUGAAUGGUGGUAAAGAUCUAAAGACAGAAGAGAUCAAUUUCACAACACUUAGUCAUAAGUUGAAUAAUGAUGAAUUUAAAAAAAUCAAUACUUCUUCAGAUCCAAUAGAUUUAUCUCAUUCAAACAGAGAUGAAAAAGUAAACACUGAAAAUUAUUCCCACAUCGCAAUUUCAAAUAGAAGAAUGAUUGAAGAGGAGUUUGAUUUAAAUAAGGUGCCGCCUUCUAAAUCAUUUAUUAACACAAAUAAACAAUUGAUCAAAUCAGAUACAAAGAAUACUACUACAAUUACAUUUAUGAAAAAAAACACUAUACAUGAUGAUAAUGAAUUUCAAUACCUUUAUAGAAUUGCAAAUCUUGCAAUGUGUACUACACCUCAACAAUGUUGGACAAAAUCUAUGAAUCAUGAAAAACAACAACAACAACAACAACAACACAUUGAAAACUUUAACAUUGAACAUUGUACCAAUGAGCAGUCAUCAUGUAUAAAACGUUUAUCAUCAUCAACUAUUAUUUCUAAUAAUAAUAAUGAUGAUAAUUUGACAAGAUAUUCUUCAUUAAUUUCAUCACAUAAUUUUUUAUAUGAAAAUUAUUAUACAUGUAAUGUUUGUUUUAAAAAAUUUCCACGUGCAGCUAAUUUAAAUCGACAUAUACGUACACAUACAGGUGAACAACCAUAUCAAUGCCCACAUUGUGAUCGAUUAUUUAGUAUUUCAUCAAAUAUGCAAAGACAUAUAAGAAAUAUACAUAGUAGAAGUUUUAUUCAAUUCAAACUUUUCUCAUUCUUAAGCUACUUAAUCACUAAUAAUGGAUCACAAGGUACAGAUUUCAGUGCAGUGUAUCAUAGAAAGAAAUAUGAAAACAUCAUGUAUUUUUGA